Molecule: messenger RNA, 2364 nt
Organism: Cotesia congregata
Lineage: Eukaryota; Metazoa; Arthropoda; Insecta; Hymenoptera; Braconidae
Source: the annotation of a GenBank genome assembly
AUGACAAGUGUCAUGCUGUUUAAAAUUUUCAAAACUCAGUAUGAAAUAAUUAUUUACAUUGGAUUAAUUUUAUUAUCCUGCAGCAAUGUUACCAGUUUGAUGCCAGAAGCGAGUCAGGAAGGUGCUUUGCAUGCUUUCAAAAGCUACAGUGACGUUGCUACGUUCCAUUACACAGUUCCUAAAGAAGUUUAUCGAGCUACAUGGCAGUUUGCGGCUUUUAUGGACGGGAAAAAUUGUGCUCCACGUGAAGUACACAUAUACUUGCAAUGGGGCAGUUACCCAGUGAUAACAGCGAACAAUGAAUCAUUCCCACCAAAUAUGUACCCUGGGAGGAAUGACACCAUCAGGGUGACAGCUGUUACAGCCUAUGACUUCCAGACGACCACGAUCGUUCCUGUCAACAGCCCAGAACCCGGUGAUUGGUUUGUUGGGGCUUACAUGAGCCAUUGGGAUGAAAAAGUUCAACAGGAGGGAAUCGGACACAAGUGUCAUUAUAGCAUUGGUUCAGUAGCUGUUUGGUUGCAAGCUAAUGGCAUUCAGAGUAUACCAAUUGGUCAUGAAAAUACUAUGACUACUAGUCAGCCUUCAACGUAUUACAAGAUAUUUAUACCAUCGGGAACGUGGAGGUUUGAUGUAAAAAUAUGGGAUUGUAAAUUUAAAAUUGCAUCUUUAAAUAAAACAUCCAAAAAUUGUAUAAAAGGAUUAGCAUUGCAAGGACUUACAAUGCCGGUUUUUAAUCAUACUAACAGUUAUAAAAUGAACAGCUUGCCAGUAAAUACUACACAUACGUUUACUGAACGUACUCCUCACGAUGAUAGUUACUAUUAUUUACUAGUAGUAUCCGACAGUAUAGUUGAAUUUAAUGUUAAAGUAUCUAUUUCUGAAUGUCCAAUUAAAAUAACAGAAAAUGCAUUAAUGCAUCAUUGGGUCUCAAAUAUAAGUAUAAAUUACACAAGCCACCAACUAAUGAUAAGCGACAAGAAUUCUCAUGGUCUAGAAAAUGAGAACAAAGACGACCCGUGUCCUCGUCGGUUCCAGCUGAUCCGAGUUAAACAAAUCCAGACCUUUUCUGGCGUCUAUUUGUUCCAAGGACGAGAGUGGCUUACUCCGUGGAUCUUAUUGACUGAUAACUAUCCAGUGAUUGCGCAGUUCAACAUACUACCGCUGGUGGAUGUCGGCGGCUCGUUGGACGUCGGAGUGCAUUUGGAAGUUGAUAAAUUUGCGACGCAACAGCAGGUUAUUGUUAUUGCCUGUGUUCGUCGGUCUCAAGUACCUGAUCGCCAUAAUGGGCUAAUUGUUUGCCAUGACAAUCGAAUGAUGAUGAAUCUCUCUUCUACUGAUAGACGCGAUGCCCAUUUAUUGAUACCCUAUCCGCAGCCGGAUACCUGGCAUGUUGCUUUGCAAACUAGAUGUUUAAGUAAUGGGAAAGUCGUUGCUUGUGAUGUUAAUGAAAUAUUGGUAUCGUUAAAUAUUCAUACAAGACAAUGUGUUUUUUCCGGGUCAAAAUCUUGCGGUAAUCAUGGAAUUUGUGAAGAAAUUCAUCGUGGAUUACUUCAUUACACAACUUGCAGUUGCUUUGGCGGAUACAAAGGCUGGGGAUGUACAGACGACACUAACGUAAAUAUCCAUUCAUCACUGCUAAUGUCAUUUUUAAUGCUAAUUUUAAGCAACGGAUUCUUCUUACCCGCUAUUUACUUAGCAAUAAAACGCAAGCUGUACACCGAGUCCCUGGUAUAUUUUUCGACCAUGUUAUUUUCUUCUUUAUACCACGCGUGUGAUCAAAAAUUCAUGACGUACUGCAUCGCCAACUACGAAGUUCUCCAAUACUGCGAUUUUUUUUCAAGCAUCCUAGCAUUCUGGGUAACCCUGGUCGCGAUAGCGCGUCUUCCACUCCACUUAGUCCCAGUCUGUCACAUGUUCGGCGUGUUCAUAAUAGCAUUUUGCGUCGAGUCCAACAAGACCGGACUGACAAGUAUAUUAGUGCCUUUAGCAAUCGGUAUAGUAAUCCCUAUUGGAUCAUUAGUUUAUAAUUUUUACAAAUUGAAAAUACGAAAAUUGUCGCGUAAUUUGCUCGUUAAAUUGUUCAUAGGCUUAGGACUGGCGAGUAUUGGUUUGCUUUUAUUUACAACUGUCGAAACAGAGGCUAAUUAUCAGUACACUCACAGUAUGUGGCACGUGAUAAUCGCACUGUCAUUGAUAUUCUUAUUACCACCGACUGCAGGCUCUAGCAGCAGCUCUAGCGCUAUUGAAUCUAGCAGCGGUUCCGACAGCGAGUUAGUUAAUUUAAAAAACCAUUCAGACAGUCCCGUGUUUACUGUUAAUCUAGAUCAAGAGUCUUCUUCUAUUGCCAAUGAAAAUAGUUAA